Molecule: messenger RNA, 3493 nt
Organism: Nematostella vectensis (starlet sea anemone)
Lineage: Eukaryota; Metazoa; Cnidaria; Anthozoa; Actiniaria; Edwardsiidae
Product: mediator of RNA polymerase II transcription subunit 1.1
Exons: 1
Coding region: 251-1072 (273 amino acids)
Source: RefSeq, a predicted model, not a curated record
GCUCGAGGGGGGAUAGAAAAGAGCUUCCAACUCAAAACACUCCAUCGUCAGAGAAAAAAGCGCUCCAUUCUCUUUAAACACCAAUACAAAAAUCAUACCAUCGAGGAGUGAGGGAGUUUGACUGAAAUCUUAUUGAAGUCUUAGAGGCAUUCAAAUAGGGCAUAAGAAUUCCGGAUAUAUUAUCAUAGCUCGCUAGACGAGAAUCACGAGUUCAUCACGUCUCGCAUCUGACAGCAUUAGAGCGAAGAACAUGUAUUCGCCAUGUUGUGUCCCAUAUUGUCGCUCGCGGGCAGCGCAAGCCAAGAAUUUCCACCCUUUCCCGAAGAACGCCGAGCGCAAGCGGCAAUGGUUACACAUCAUCUCGGAGGGGGCUGGCGAGGUUGAGUUCACUAAGAAGUCGCGAGUUUGCUGGAAACACUUCACUGACAGUGACUACAAGGAAGUGAGGGACUCGCGGGGAAGACUCGUGCAAGACAGAGUGCUAAGGGAUGACGCCUGCCCAAGGGUCUUUUCUUCGAGUAGGAAGAAGAGAGAGCGAGAUACAGUAAGGAGUCAAGCGAGCGGAAAAAUGGAGGACAACAAGGGAAGCCAGCCCAAACGCAAGCGCCCAAAUGAGAAACGAAAAAAUGCGAACAAAGAAAAAUUAGUGAUCAACGUGGAAGAUGAACAUAAACCGAGCGGAGACGAGGGAAACUCUUCUCCAGCAGAAACUAACGCUUCUCAGGAGACUCUAACAACCGAAAACGAAACUAGAGAGGAAGUUGACGAGAAAAUUAAAGAGAAAGCAACCACUGGAGGAGGCGCGGAGAGCACUCUUGCGGCUAAACAACCACCUUUCCAACCAACCACCGAAAAUAAAGAGGAAGUUGACGACGUAGGUGGUGAGAAAGGUAAAACAAGCGAGCCAGAAUUAGCUAAAGAGGCUGAGAGCGGGGUAAACAACACCGAGACACCUACACCACACCAUCUUGUUGCUUUGGCCCAGAAAGCUGAGCCGCAGAUCGGAACCCCGUCGUUUCAAAGCAUAGUAGAAUUGGGUGAGGAUGAGUGGACAGAAAGGCUUGUUGUGUAGAAAGUGAUUAUUUGUAAAGAUGCCAAUUUGCGGCCGAUGUUGUUGUGUUGUUCAUUUUGUACACCUGCCAAAAGAAAACAUUAAAAGGCGUCUUACUCCCAUUCGAAAAAAAAAUUUUCACGCAAACGAAGAAACUGAGGAACCAUCAGCCGUAGUCACUCAAGUAAUGAUUCUGUGGUCACACAAGUAAUGAUUCUGUGGUCACGCAAGUAAUGAUUCUGUGGUAACGCAAUAGAGUCUGUUGUCACGCAAGAAAUGAGUCUGUAGUCGCGCAAGUAAUAAGUCUGUGGUCACGCAAGUAAUGAACAUGUGGUCACACAUGGGUUUGUGGUAACAAAAGUGAAGGGUCUGUGGUCACACAAGUAAUGGAUCUUUGGUCAAGCAUAUAGGGAACCUUUAAUAACUCAAGUAAUAGGUCUGUGGUCACGCAAGUAAUAGGUCUGUCAUCACGCAAGAAAUAGUUCUGUGGUCACGGAAGUGGUCAAGAAAGUGAUUGGUCAGUGGUCACGCAAAUAGUCAAACUGUAGUCACUGCACAACUGGUGAGCUUGAAAUCACGCAAGUAAUGGUCUGUGGUAAUGCAAGAAAUAAGUCUGUGAUAACGCAAGUAAAGGCCCUAAGGGCACACAAGCAGUAACAAGGCAAAAUCAAUUGAAAUCAGUUUUCUAUUGGACAUUACAUGACAGAUUGAUCACACAAUUAGUUUACAAUGUGAUACUAAAGUAAGUGCUAACUGCUGAAUAGAGCAUUUGUUAGAGAUAGAAUUUAAAGAAAACAUUUCAUUAUCAUAUAUUAUAACUAUGUCAAUUCUGAUUGGCUAAAAGUGCACACUUUAUUUUGAAAAUCUUACAAUCUUAGGGUCUUAACCAAUCAGCCGUAGCUGAUUAAUAAAACCAUAACUGAAAUCGUUUUUUGUGAUAUCAGGAAUAUAGUACUUACUUCUUCUUGUUAUUGAUUUCCUGGUGUCUUCUCUUGGCCAGUUGUUUGUGUCUUUCAGUAAGUUUUGGCUCUUCUACUGCUGGAGUCAGAUCAAUGACUUCACACUCAUCUGAAGAGGACUCAACCCGUGUCUUUUUGGAGGGCGACCCAGCAUUUUCAUCCACACAAUUAGAAUGAUGAGACACAUCUCUCUGCCAAGAAAAAAAUUGCCAACAAUAGUUACCUAAGAAUAAAUUACUGUAUUUGGAAUGUAUCCAAUGUCAGAUAAAAAAAAAUAAGAUAACAAUAUAGCAAGAUAACAAUGCAAUCUUCAUGCAAUCAUACUUGCUACAGGGUGAGGUGAGGUAACUACCCUUGUUAGGUGAUACCUUACCCUCACCCUGUAACAACCCUUCUUAGACAACACCUUACCCUCACCCUGUAACCACCCUUCUUAGAUAGCACCUUACCUUUACCUUGUAACCACUCCACCCUUACUAGACAACACCUUACCCUUACCCUGUAACAACCAUUCUAAGACAACACCUUACCUUCACCUUGUAACCACACCACCCUUACUAGACAACACCUUACCCUCACCCUGUAACAAACCUUCUUAGGCAACACCUUACCUCACCCUGUAACCACCCAUCUUAGAUGACACAUAGCACUUGCUGAAUUGCCACUUACCUUCUUGGAGAAUGACUCUUUCUUAGCAAACAUUGGCAUUCCAUCCAGAUGAUUGGUGACAAUCAGUGAGAUGACAGUCAGGGUUUUUCCUAGUCCCAUGUCAUCUGCAAGGAUACCACCCUUGAUGCCAUAUGGGUAGACAUCUGUUGAUAGCUUUGUCCCCUUGUUGUACCAACAACGGCUGGAGGUCUUCUCCCAAAAUGGUGCCAGAUCUGUACUUCUUUCCCUUGUUAUCAUCCAGUUAAGUGCUUGCUUUUGAUGCAGAAACAUCUUAGUUAAAAUAACCUAUAAGAAAUAGAAUUGACAUCAAAUACAGCACAUCUUACAAAGUUUUAAAAUAUUUGUUUUUCACAAAAAGCAAAAAAUAAUAGAUGAUUACAUGGAGGAGUUGACCUCCUUAAGUUGACACUUUGCCCUUACCAUAGGGUAGCAAGUAAAGAGGGAUAAGUGCAUUGCUUACCGAUGCUGGUUCAUGAAUACCAUCCUUGUCAUAUUCUUGGAGACUUUCAAACAUCUUGUCGAGUUCCCCAAUUGGCUAAGAAUGUUAAGCAGAUGAUGAUUAAAUGCUAUUAACAUGCAGCAGAAGGCUGCAUUGGAUUCAUUAUACAGCCAACAAGGCACUUUCUUAAGGCGCUCUUCUACAUCUCUUUGUCUUACCAAAGUUGAAAAGUUACACCUGAACUAAGCAGCAUAGAAGAAGGCCUUGAGGUUUCAGCCGCUCUUCCACAUGAAUGAACAGGCCAAAUCUCUUUUGGCUAGAAAACUUGUAAAGAUUAAAAUAUAAUCCUCUUUCAAUAAAGACUAUUUUAUUGUA